CACAAGAAGAUCAUUUUCUCUCCUUUCCGCGUGCUCUGGCCACGUUUGAGCAAAGUUCGAAGAAGAGGCCUACCGGAUACCUCGCGCCAAAACCACCUCCCCCUUUGCUCUGCCGCUCUGUAUACCCGUUCUGGAUUAUCGUCUUUCUGGUUCUUGUUCUUGCUGCCAAGGAGGGAGAAAGAGGAUCAUAAAUCAUAAUCCAUCAAUUAAUCGCACCUGAACCGCGAUGUGUCCAUCAAUUCUCGGCUGAAUUGAAGACCGAUCGAUCCUCCCAUGGCGACGGAGCCGCAGCAGGCGCCGCGGCGGGACAACGACAACGGCGACCAGGUCUCUCCCCGGAGCGUCCUCCUCCACAACACCGGCCACACCACAACGGCGCCGACCGACGCCACAUUAAACAACGACUCCACGGAGCCAUCGCCGUCGCCGUCGCCGAGAAGCGCCGACGAGGCGCCCCAAUGGAAGGGCGCCAUGGACACUUGGAGGUCCAAGACCAAGCGCCGGCUGCUGGCGCCCACCAUGUCAUCCCUCCGCACCCUCAGCAUCCGCACCGGCACUCCAUCCACAACGAACAAAUGGCGGUGGCCAACGAUGACAACAACAGGCCUCCACCACAGCCUGGCAGAGCACGAGCUCUGCGCGCUGCGUCUCUCCUUCAGGACCUUCACCUUAUCCGAGCUCAAGAAGGCCACGGCCAACUUCAGCAAGGACAACGUGGUGGGCAAGGGCGGCCACGCCAUGGUGUACCGCGGCCGGCUCCCCGACGGCACCCUCGUCGCCGUCAAGCGCCUCUCCCAGACGUCCUCCUCAACGUCCCUGACGGCGCCGGAGAGGAUGGAGAGCUUCCUGUCGGAGCUGGGCCACGCCGUGAACGUGCGCCACGCCAACGUGGCCCGGCUCGUCGGUGUCGGCGUCGAUGGCGGCGAGCAUCUGGUUUUCCCUUUCUCACGACUAGGAUGCCUCUCGAGAAGGUUGCAUGAGGGGGGAGCCGAGGGGGCCAUGCCGUGGGACGCGAGGUUUCGGGUCGCGGUCGGCGCGGCGGCCGGGCUCGAGUACCUCCAUGAGAGGUGUGCGAGGAGGAUCGUGCAUAGGGAUGUCAAGCCCGCCAACAUCCUCCUCAAAGAUGACUACGAGCCCCUGAUCUGUGAUUUUGGGCUGGCCAAGUGGAUGCCGGCCAAGACGACGCACUACCAAGUGACCACCUUCGAAGGCACAUUUGGUUACGUGCCGCCGGAGUACACGACGCACGGCAUCUACAACGAGAAGACGGACGUGUUCGCGUUCGGCGUCGUGCUCCUGGAGCUCCUCACGGGCCGGCGCGCCGUGGACGGCAAGAACCUGAGCCUGGUGACAUGGGCGAGGCCGUUCCUGGGGAGCAAGGACGAGGUGUUCAAGAUGGUCGACCCGGCGUUGGGGGGCCGCUACGACAUGGACCAGCUCGGCCGGGUGCGGGACGCUGCCAAGCUCUGCAUCCAUGCCUCGCCGGCGCUCCGGCCGCAGAUGAGCCAGGUGGCCAGGAUGUUGAGGGGCGAGGAGGAGACGGCGGCGCACCGGAGGGCGAGAAGCGAUCAGAGCGUUGUUGAGGUGAAUGAGGCGGAUUGUUAUGAGACGUUGACGCCCCGGAGGUCCCAGGAUGAUCUCAGCCGGCACCAGGCGCUGGCUUUCGACUUCUAGGGCCGGGGCGGCAGGGAUGCCGAUGUGGAAUGUGAUGAAAUGAUCGAUGCCUAAUUGGUUAAAGUGGGUCUAGAAUAUCUGAAUAUGUGUAUAUCAUUUUAGCACAGAACUUGUUCUUCUUUUUUGCGA
This is a messenger RNA of Brachypodium distachyon (stiff brome), 1803 nucleotides long. RefSeq names its product receptor-like cytosolic serine/threonine-protein kinase RBK2. The transcript is spliced from 3 exons. Gene Ontology annotation, biological process: protein phosphorylation. The record is from RefSeq and is a predicted model, not a curated record. NCBI's taxonomy places the organism in Eukaryota, Viridiplantae, Streptophyta, Magnoliopsida, Poales, Poaceae. Gene Ontology annotation, molecular function: protein kinase activity; ATP binding. Bases 274 to 1674 code for a protein of 466 amino acids.